UUCAGUUACAAUCCAGAACGCUUGGAAGCCAGUCCGUCAAACAAAAAACAAAAUUGUAUCCAUAUUUAAAGUGCAUUUAAAAUUUCUUUCUUCUAUUCUUAACAGUUUGAAAAUUCCAUUUUAUGUAAGAGUUGAGGAAUAAGCCAAAUUAUUAGUCAUGAAAAAAAUCGACAUACACAGUGCAUUCAUGUCAACCAGCGGUCCCAGCACCCAGGACGACAUCAUCGUCGAAGUCGCUCGACAGCGAAAUGUGCGUUUCAAUGAUCUGCCUGAGCUGAAGGAACUGGUGGUCGAGGCUCUGGACGAAUGCUUGGAGUUGGGCUUCAUACAAAAAAAUAGAGGAAAGUAUAUGCUGACCUUGUUAAAAAAGAAAAAGAUUGGUAGCAGCGCUAGUCCUAGUACCGCAGUCACGAAGACAACCACAGCACCCACCUUGGCGCAAGCAAAAGAGAAGGAGACGACUUUGGGAAAUGUCCCAUCAUCGCAUGUGGAUCGGGAAGAGCGAUCACGUAGACGAACUCAAUCACAAGUCAGCAGACGCUCCCGCCGGUUGAGCACAAAGUCGGUUGCUCCUAGCCGGAAACGUGCACGCUCCUUGAGUCUGGGAUUGCCAUCAAAACGCAAGGCGAAGUCGCAGCUGAUGAUGACCACUGGUACUUCUACUGAACGGCUUCACGAGUGCGUCGUUUGCGGCGGCUGGCAUCAGGAGAAGAUACUGUUGGGAGACACCCCCCAAUUAGACACCCAAUUAAUAGCCGAAGGAAAGAGCGUGCAGAGGGGGGGAGCGGGGGAGCCAGAGUCUAAAACAUGAAACUUUCGCCAAUGCCAGCUCAAGGCAAGAAUGGGUGUCCAUGCUAGCGCCAUGUGUCGGGCCAUAAACCGAAUGUGUAUAGUGGGCUGGUCUUCUCCUGGUACCUUGCACACUCGUUUCUUUUUAAUAAUAAAUUGUUCUGUAUGCGCGCCACUGUAUUACGAAUAUAUAGUAUGUCCAAUAUAUCCAUAUAAUGUAUGUUGUUAUCAGAA
This is a messenger RNA of Scaptodrosophila lebanonensis, 1023 nucleotides long. RefSeq lists its product as uncharacterized. The coding region runs from base 158 to 811 and encodes 217 amino acids. The transcript has 2 exons. The record is from RefSeq and is a predicted model, not a curated record. Lineage: Eukaryota; Metazoa; Arthropoda; Insecta; Diptera; Drosophilidae.